Messenger RNA from Daucus carota subsp. sativus, 1779 nucleotides. Its product is annotated as patatin-like protein 2. The transcript is spliced from 7 exons. Gene Ontology annotation, biological process: lipid metabolic process. The record is from RefSeq and is a predicted model, not a curated record. Gene Ontology annotation, molecular function: glycerophospholipase activity; monoacylglycerol lipase activity. Bases 441 to 1688 code for a protein of 415 amino acids. NCBI's taxonomy places the organism in Eukaryota, Viridiplantae, Streptophyta, Magnoliopsida, Apiales, Apiaceae.
CUGUUAUAUCACAGUCGCGAAAGAUCGAAUCUGAUAUUGCGUGGUAAACACGAGGGUUCUUCGGUGUGGCCCCUUUUGCAUUACAGAACGCUCGAAGCUGAAGCGAAUUUGUAGACAGAGGAUUCUAUAAGUUACCGUAGUGAGCUGGAUAUCAUUAUAUGUGAGACGGGACUGAGACCGCUGCUGAGUGGUACACGACGUGAAAGUACACGACUGUUGGUUCUAGUAUCAACUUAUCCUAGUUUAUAACAGUAGUAAGUGUCUAUAAAUACCUGAAGUACCACUAGUAGCUGAUGAAACGAGGCUCGCUAUUUAACAUCCUUGACUGCUAUAGAAUUCUGGUUCCGCCACAGAGUUUACAUAUCAGUAUGAUCAAUUGAACAUAACUGAGUUCUCUCGUAUAUUCUUAUUUCAUCUCAUACAUUAAUUCAGAUUAUCAAAUGGAGAGGCAGCUGUCUGCUUUACUUCAAAUUCCGCCCCCAACAUAUGGGAAGCUAAUUACGAUUCUCAGUAUUGAUGGAGGUGGUAUUAGAGGACUCAUUCCUGCCUGCAUUCUUGAGUUUCUUGAGUCGCAACUACAGAAGCUAGAUGGUGAAAAAGUAAGACUUGCAGACUAUUUUGAUGUCAUUGGAGGCACUAGCACCGGCGGCCUCAUGACAGCGAUGCUAACGGUUCCAGAUGAAAAAAAUCAUCGGCCUCUUUUUGCUGCCAAAGAUAUUAAACCAUUUUAUCUUGAACACUGCCCGAAAAUAUUCCCACAGGAGAACUGCAGGGGCUUGUUUGGUUUGAUGAGGAAAUUCUGCAAAGUAUUUUGGGGUCCUAAGUAUGACGGGAAAUACCUUCGUGAUGUUCUGACAGAAAAGUUGCGAGACAGUAGGCUAGAUGAGACACUGACAAAUGUGGUUAUUCCAACUUUCGACAUCAAGCAUCUGCAGCCCAAAAUCUUUUCUACUUAUGAGGCUAAGAAAUACCCCUGUUUUAAUGCUCGACUAUCUGAUAUAUGCAUUAGCACCUCAGCAGCUCCGACAUACCUUCCUGCAUAUAGAUUCAAGAACUGUGAUCGUGAAUUCAAUCUUAUAGACGGUGGUGUUGCAGCCAAUAACCCCACAUUGGUGGCAUUGAGUGAAGUGACGAAACAGAUAUUUGAAAACAAUUCCGAUUUCUUGCCAAUAAAGGCCACGGAUUAUGGUAGGUUUCUGAUCAUUUCAGUAGGCACAGGCUCCCCAGAGAUUGAACAGAAGUAUGAUGCAAUAUGCGCAGCCAAAUGGGGUGCCUUGGGAUGGUUUAUCCAUCAAGGUUCGAAUCCAUUAGUCGAGGUUUUUACUCAAGCUAGCGGAGAUAUGGUUGAUUACCAUCUUUCAGUAGUUACUCAAGCUCUUCACUGUGAAAGAAACUAUCUCCGAAUCCAGGAGGACUCGUUAACAGGGAUAGACUUGUCAAUAGAUGCAUCGACAGAAGAGAACUUGGAAAAGCUAGUUGGAAUUGGCGAAAAGUUGUUAAAGAAACCAGUUUCCAGAAUUAAUUUGGAUACUGGUGUAUAUGAACAAGUAGAUAAUGGUGGCACAAAUGAAGAAGCCUUAAUAAGGUUUGCAAAACUUUUAUCAGAGGAAAGGAGAUUAAGAGAGCUAAAAUCUCCUCGCGGAACCAACAAAGCCUGGAAGGCACAAGAUAGUCCUGUACUGUUUUAAAAUCUCCUAGCUGCACUUGUGUAUCGCUUAUUGUUUAAAAAAAAUCGAUUGAAAUAAAUCACAAAACGAAUAACACAGACUAUUGCUUUAA